AUGGUUGAUAAAGUAGCUGUAGUUACUGGUUCUAACAAAGGCAUAGGUUACGUUACUGUUAAAGAGUUGUGUCGUCGUGGAGUUGGAGUAGUUUAUUUAACAGCAAGAGAUGAAAAACGAGGUAAUGAAGCUUUAGAAAAUUUAAAAAAGGAGGGUCUUAAUCCUAUUUUUCACCUACUUGAAGUAACUGAUAAGGAAAGUGUAAAAAGGUUAGCCAAACAUUUAAAAGAAGAACAUGGUGGAAUAGACAUACUUAUCAACAAUGCGGCGGUCAUAACGGCCAAUUUUCGUGAAACGACUUACGAGGACUCCGUUCGUGUCCUCAACGUAAAUUACUUUAGUAUUCUCACAAUACAAGAACACCUUUUUCCUAUUUUAAGAGAUAACGCGAGAGUUAUCAAUAUAUCAAGUGAUGCAGGACAUAUUUCAAACAUCACAAAUCCAGAAUGGAUAAAACGACUAACCAAAAACGACCUAAAAUUGGAAGACGUUAAUGCAUUCGUGUACUGGUUUUUGGAAUCCGUAAAGAACGGAACAUUAAAUAAAAAUGAUUUUGUAGAAAAUGGCUUGUUGGCGUAUAGAGUAUCGAAAGUGGCUUUAAGCGCAUUAACUAGAGUGCAACAAAACCAAGUAGGCCGUGGUAUUUCUGUAAAUUCGUUACAUCCUGGUUUUGUCAAAACAAGUAUGACGAAAAAUGCCGGUUUUCUAAAUCUAGAUGAAGCUGGAAAUGCACCAGUAUAUUUAGCCUUAGAUGCAGAUCAGUCCCUUAAAGGUAAAUAUAUUUGGUUUGAUAAAACAGAAAAAGAGUGGACCGAUGCUCAGCUAAAGAUACAUUGCAAAUUUGAUAUUUUCAUAAAACAUGUCGAAGAAUUGUAA
Molecule: messenger RNA, 876 nt
Organism: Parnassius apollo (apollo)
Lineage: Eukaryota; Metazoa; Arthropoda; Insecta; Lepidoptera; Papilionidae
Source: the annotation of a GenBank genome assembly